AUGCGCGCUUCUACCGUCUUUUCCUCCUUCGUUCUUCUCGCCCUGGCCGGCGUCGCUCCUGCCCUUCCUCUGUCACCAUUUCGCCACCACUCAGCCGCUGUAAAGGCAAGUCAGAAAGCUAAGCGGGAUGCCUCGAGCAAGCUCGUCGUGGCACACCACAUAGUGGGCAACACGUAUCCGUACACGCAAGCCGACUGGCUCGCGGACAUCAACCUCGCCCAUGAGUCCGGCCUGGACGGCUUUGCACUCAAUGUCGGCCCUGAUUCUUGGCAGCCUGCCCGUGUGGCGGAUGCAUACCAAGCCGCAGAGAACUCGGGCACGGGCUUCAAGCUGUUCAUGUCUUUCGACAUGUCCGUGCUUCCCUGUGGGGACGCUUCGGACGCCUCUGCGCUGACGUCGUAUAUCACAACGUACGCGUCUCAUCCGAACCAGCUCACGAUGAAUGGGCGGGUAUUUGCGUCCACGUUCUCCGGCUCGGAUUGCACGUUCGGCCAGUCAAGCGCAGCCGAGGGAUGGACGACACAGUUCAUUGACCAGCUGACGGGGAGCAAUGCGGUGCACUUCGUGCCUGCGUUCUUCGUGGACACCAGCUCGUUCUCGACGUUCGAUGGUGUGAUGGAUGGUGUGUUUAACUGGAAUGGGGGCUGGCCAACAGAAUUGUCUGCAUCUGGCCUUUCGACAGACCUGGCCGCAGCGAUUUUCAGCAGCUCCAUCCAGUCCGAGCUGAACGCGACCAUCGGCUCAUUCGCUAGUGACUCCCAGUACGUGAGCGGCCUCAGCUCGCUGUCGAGCUCCGACAACGGGACGACAUUCAUCGCCGCCGUGAGCCCGUGGUUCUACACGCACUACGGCAAGAGUUCGUACAACAAGAACUUCAUCUACCUCUCGGACUACCACCUGUACAAUAACCGAUGGGACACGAUCAUCGCGAACCGCGACAGUAUCGACGUCGUCGAGGUUAUCACGUGGAACGACUAUGGCGAGUCGCACUACAUCGGGCCCAUCGAGGGCGCGCAGCCCGACUCGCAGGACUGGGUGGACGGGAUGGACCACACCGGCUGGCUGGCGAUGACGAACUACUACGCGACGGCGUUCCGCACGGGCGCGUACCCCGCGAUCACCCAGGACCAGCUGUACCUUUGGGCGCGCCCCCACGCCAAGGACGCUAGCGCGUGGAACGACACGAUCGGUCCGCCGACCAGCUACCAGCUGACCGAAGACCUCCUCUGGGCAGUCGUGUUCGCGACUGAGCCAGGGACCGUCACGCUGACGACGUCGUCGACGAGCAGCUCCACCGUCGCCGUCGGCGCAGGCGUGACGCAGCUCUUGAUGGAUCUCGCGGACGGCGCGGGUAUGGCGGGCACGCUCACGCGCAACGGGCAGACGGUGCUCGCUGUUGACCCUGGAGACGCGUAUACGUUCACGACGACCCCGGAGUUCUAUAACUUCAAUGCGUUUGUCGCGUACGCAACCUCGGGUUAG
Laetiporus sulphureus 93-53 is the source of this 1482-nucleotide messenger RNA. Its product is annotated as glycoside hydrolase family 71 protein. The coding region runs from base 1 to 1482 and encodes 493 amino acids. Lineage: Eukaryota; Fungi; Basidiomycota; Agaricomycetes; Polyporales; Laetiporaceae. The transcript is spliced from 6 exons. The record is from RefSeq and is a predicted model, not a curated record. Gene Ontology annotation, molecular function: glucan endo-1,3-alpha-glucosidase activity.